AUGGAAGAUGCACCAAAGAAGCGCGGCCGGCAAGCAGCCAAAGCGAAGGAAACGAAGACAGCGCUGCCCGAAUCGGAAGCGGGACCGGUCGCUGUAGAACUAUCGAAAGGAAAAGGUAAACGCAAAGCUGUUUCGGAAACACCGCUUGCGAAAACAAAAAAAGAAGCCGGUACCAAGAAGGCAAAAGUAGAUGAGCCACUGCCGGAGGAAACAAAUGAAGAGGUGGAUACGGCAGCACAGGCCAACUCGGAGGCUCCGGUGGCCAAAAAGAGUCGCUCGAAAAAAGAUGAUGCAGUAAAAGCUGCCGUAGUGCCGAAAGAAACCAAAGCCCCACGCAAAAAGGCUGCUUCGAAGCCAGAACAAGCAGCUCCGGUCGAUCAUGAUCAGCAGAAAAACGGAUCGUCGGUAAAAGAAGACCAGCCACCAGCAACCAAACGGAACCGAGGUAAGCCUUCCUACAAAGGCGAAGAAUCGGAUGAACCGGAGUACAUCCCGAAGCAAACGAAAGGACGAGGUAAAGCUAAAGAUGCAAAGGAUGAUGACGAUAAUGCAUCAGAAAAAAAGCCUGCAACUAAGCGAGCAGCCAGAACGAAGGAGGCCACGGACGAAUCAUCGGCUCCGGCCAAGCCUACUGUUCGAGGUAGAAAGAAAGCCUUGAUAGCGGAGGCGUCUGUUGAGGAUUCUGCAGAGACAUUCGUUACGAAACGCAAGAUGACAUCCGAAACGGAGAAGGCCGCUACCUCUACGGCAUCAGCAAAGCCUGCUGCUCGAGGAAGAAAGAAGGCGUUGGUUGCGGAAACGACUGCCAACGUUGACGAUGAACGUGAAGAAAAAGCUGCGACAAUAGUCUCGUCAAGCAAUGGAGUUACCCAGCGAAAACGGUCCAAAGAUAAAACAAACGGCCAGGAGGAAGACUCGGUCGAAGUAAAAGUGGCUCCAAAGGGGAAGAAGGCUAAGGAGGCUGGCCCAACUAUGAAUAAAUGUGCCACCAACUUUGAAAGCUUAAAUUUCGAACCGGAAGUGAAGGACAAAGAGUGGAACUUUAAGAUCUCUAGCUGGAAUGUGGCGGGCCUACGCGCCUGGGUUACCAAGGGCGGUUUGGAGUUCCUACAGCAUGAGCGACCGGACAUUCUUUGCGUGCAGGAGACAAAGUGCACCGAGGAUCAGCUACCGGACGAGGCACGCCAAAUCCCAGGAUACCAUCCAUACUGGUUGUGCCCGAAAGGUGGGGGCGCCGGUGUAGCUAUUUACUCGAAGAAGAUGCCAUUCCAUGUGUCCUACGGUUUAGGAGACGGAGAACACGACCAAGACGGGCGACUACUGACUGCCGAGUACGAAAAAUUUUACCUCGUGUGUGUGUACGUACCGAAUGCGGGCAGAAAGCUUGUCACCCUGCCGAAGCGAAUGCGCUGGGAUGAAAAGUUUCAAGAGUAUCUGGCGGAGCUAAACAACAAAAAGCCGGUUAUAUUGUGCGGUGACAUGAAUGUGGCUCACGAGGAGAUCGAUCUGGCCAAUCCGAAAGCCAACCGGAGGAACGCUGGAUUUACGCAGGAGGAACGUGACGGCAUGACUAAGCUGCUCUCUCUCGGGUUUGUGGACACAUUCCGCCGACUCUAUCCCGACCGUGAACGAGCGUACACUUUCUGGACAUACAUGGCCUCAGCACGUGCGAAGGACAUCGGCUGGAGAUUAGAUUAUUUUAUUUUGUCCGAGCGGCUGGUAGGCAAGGUGGUGGAUAAUGUGAUUCGAUCAAAAGUGUAUGGAAGCGAUCACUGUCCUAUAACGCUGUUUUUAAACAUUUAAUCAUUGAUUGGUGGUAUACAACCGGGCAAGUACAUUUCAAUCAACCAAGCAACUUAAUUGUUUAAUGUCCUUGUUACUAUUAAACUGUUUGUUUCCUGUUAGACUUGUAAUGGUCUACAGUGUUGAAAAGUCGAAAGACCCUUUCUUGCAUCGUUUCGUAACUUAUCAUUCAAUAUUUUAACCUUAAUCUACUCAUGAAUGCGUGUGUUGACAAACUAACAAUAUUUGGGGUAAUCUACAGUGCUUCACGAACAUCGUAGGUUGUUUCGUUCAGACUAUGUUGACUGAAUUACAGCUAACCACAUCCCAAUUUUUUUAACUUGACUUGCAGAAAAGAAAAGAAAUUCAAAUUGGGAAAUAGUUAGCCGUAAACAGCGAUUCUAUCUAAUGUACUUGUUGUACCAUGCCGGAAGACUUGUAUUUAACUGUACGAUAAAAGUAUUACGCUCAAAUAAUAAACAUAUUUUUUAUACUAUGA
Molecule: messenger RNA, 2281 nt
Organism: Anopheles coustani
Lineage: Eukaryota; Metazoa; Arthropoda; Insecta; Diptera; Culicidae
Gene: Rrp1
Product: DNA-(apurinic or apyrimidinic site) endonuclease
Exons: 5
Coding region: 1-1803 (600 amino acids)
Biological process (GO): base-excision repair
Cellular component (GO): nucleus
Molecular function (GO): double-stranded DNA 3'-5' DNA exonuclease activity; phosphoric diester hydrolase activity; DNA-(apurinic or apyrimidinic site) endonuclease activity
Source: RefSeq, a predicted model, not a curated record